AUGAUCAAAGCUGCUUCCACCAGAGCAACCGCUCCUCUUCAAAGAGCUUCGACUCGCGCUGUCCGUGGUAUCAAGCACACACCCCGUGCUUUCAACCAGCCAAAGCCCGUCGUGGAGGUCCCUGUUGUCAAAGCUCCAACUCCUCCUCCUAUCAAGGCAACCAUUGAUACUCCACCCCCUCCCAAGACCUCGUGGACCAAGUUCUUGUUCAGAACUACUCUUAUCACCUCAAUUCUUUACGUCGGUACCUUGUAUGCUGCCACCAAAAAUGAUGACUUGAUGGACUUCGUCAUUGACAAGAACCCUCCAUACUACGAAGAAAUCUUGGACUUGAUUGAAAACGGAUCGGUUGAUGACUUGAAGAAGAAGUUGGAAGGCUUGCAAUCCAAGAUCUCCAACUUGGAAUUGCCUUCCAAGGACAAGAUUGACCAAAUAACCCACAAGUUGGAAAAGUCGGGCGAAGAUUUGAUCAAGGAAACAAAAGAAAAGAUCGCUUCCACUGCUGAGGGUGUUUCUUUCAACUCCCGUGAUGCUACUCCAGCCCAACAAUUGCAGAAGCCAGUUGAAAUUGAGAGUGUCAAGAAAGACAUCAAACAAUUGCCAUUGAUCCAAUUGGGUAGUGAUGUUGUGGAUGAUUCCGUCAAGUCAACCGUCGCUGCUUUCAACAACUUGAUCAAGUCCAUCGAUGCCAGUAAGAUUGCCGGUGGUUCCAACUCGAACUUGAUUGCUACCAUCAACCAAUCCGUUGCUCAAUUAUCUAACAAGUUGAAGGCUUUGACCAAGGAUUUCGAUGAUGAAGUGCAAAGCAAGUUGAAGGUUUCUCAAACUGAAUUAUUAUCUUCAUAUACCAAGAAGGAGUUGGAAUUAACAGAAAACAUGUUACAUCAAUACAACACUGAAAAGACCAAAUUGGAACAAAAGUUGAACAACAGAUUGACUCAAGAAAUUCAGGCCACCAAGGAGGCUAUUUCUCAAGCCGCUGUCAACGCAGUCUCUAUGGUCAGAAUCGAGCAAACCAAGAACUUUGAAAAGUUGAUCAAGGACAAAAUCGAUGAAGAAAGAGAUGGUAGAUUAGCCAACUUUGACAAAUUGAGCAACAGAUUGACUGAAUUGGAGUCUUUCGCUGAAAGCUUAGAAUCUCAAUUGGUAGCCAACCACCAAAAAUCAUUGAUCAACCAAUCUUUAACUAAGUUGAAGUCAGUAUUAUUCACAUCCGACGAAACUGCAAAGCCACAAUUGGUUAAGCCAUAUGUUGACAAUUUGGCCAAGAUUUCACAAGACUCUAAGGAUGAAGUGAUAGAAUUAGCAUUGAAGGAUUUACAAAAGUUACUCGAAAAGGAAUCCACCCAAUCGAUUUUGACUACUUCUCAAUUGUUAGGUCGUUGGGAAUUGUUAGUUCCAGAGUUGAGAUCUGCAUCCUUAUUACCACCAAACGCUGGUUUGUUGGGCCACUUAACUUCUGCCUUGUUCUCCAAGUUUUUGUUCCCAGUCAAGGGUAACAGACCUGAUGGUAAGGAUAUUGAAUCCGUGAUUGGUAGAGUCGAAGCCAGCUUGGUGAGGGGUGAGUUGGAUGUUGCAGUUGAGGAAGUAACCAAUUUGAAGGGAUGGUCAAGAAAGUUGGCCGAUGAUUGGGUCAUUGAAGGUAGAAAGAGAUUGGAGGCCGAAUUCUUGAUUGGAUUGAUUGAAGCCGAAGCCAAGGUAUUAUAG
Molecule: messenger RNA, 1707 nt
Organism: Suhomyces tanzawaensis NRRL Y-17324
Lineage: Eukaryota; Fungi; Ascomycota; Pichiomycetes; Serinales; Debaryomycetaceae
Exons: 1
Coding region: 1-1707 (568 amino acids)
Biological process (GO): cristae formation
Cellular component (GO): MICOS complex
Source: RefSeq, a predicted model, not a curated record